AUGUCAGUCGACAUCAUCUCAACAUUGCAAAUCCUUAUCAAGUUGGGGUCGGAGAUCAAGACGCGACUCGACUCGCUCGACCAUGCCGCCGAGGAUCUUCAGCUCUUGACCACGAACCUGAGACUUCUGCUAUCGGUAUUCCAAGAUCCUAUCGGUGAGGACGUCAUAAGAAACCAUUUGUCAGAAUUUGUGAAUAUUCUCGACAUCCUACAAAGCAUUGCGCAAUUAUGCAUGAAGUGCGCAAAGGUUCUGGAUAUUGACCUUGAUGGAGCGACAACUACAUCCGAUAAGACAGGGGCAUGCGGUAGGAAGUUUGUCAAGAGACUACGAGCUUUCAACAAGAUUCCCGACCUUCUUACCGAAGUUCAGCGCAAGGCUGAGCAACUUCAGAGGAUAUAUACCGCAGUCUCCACAGUCCUUAUACACGAUAUCAGGGCGCAACAAGGAAUGACAAACGGGAAGGACGUUGUCAAAUCCACCGGUUCUGCGAACACAUCCGCCAGUUGCGGGAAUCUGGUCGAACUAGCCAUCAGUACCGAGUUUCCCAAUAUCGACCAGUUGGUGGGAAAUCUUCUAAAGGAAUGUGAACACCUCCGGCAGCGGCUCCAGGAGUCCAUUCUGUUACCUAAUACCUCGACUGUUGAAGAAUACCAAGCACAGAACCCGGAAGGGACAUUAUAUGUAUCAUGGGCGCGGUUCGUGCAUGAGACGGAAACUUCUUUCGUUCUCAGCCAGAUCCCUACUGCCGUUCUGCACACCGGCAACAUUGACGUUUAUUUAAGCUUAAAAGGCUAUUAUUUAAUUAGCUUUUUAUUUAAGGAAGAAGAUAAGGUAUAUUACUUAAGAGCUAUUUUUACUUAUAUAACUUUAAGUAGCUUAUUAACUUUUUAUUAA
Molecule: messenger RNA, 894 nt
Organism: Trichoderma reesei QM6a
Lineage: Eukaryota; Fungi; Ascomycota; Sordariomycetes; Hypocreales; Hypocreaceae
Exons: 8
Coding region: 1-894 (297 amino acids)
Source: RefSeq, a predicted model, not a curated record